AUUUAUUCUCUCAUCAAGACCCAAGUUGAAAACCAUUUUUAUCUAUUAGAAUACCAUUGGUCACCGACAGAAGGUCCUCAAGACCCGACAUCGCAUCACCAUGAAAACCCAAGACAACCACAAAGAUGAAUCCCAUAUUCCAAUGAGAUUCCGCAUCUUAAUCUACGCAUUGGUAAGAGGAACCACGCAGACUGCAUUCAUGCAAGCUUACAACGAAAUACUUUCCAACGUUGAGGAAACAGAGUGCGAUUCAUCACCAGAGAUGCGCCAAUCAAUGGUAGAGCGCCAAGUCUGGACGAAAUUUGUCCCUGACGAGACUUCUCCGCCACCACUCGAAUUUCCAGUCGCAGAGGGAUAUUUCGAUCCGCCAGUUUCCCGAAAAGCAGUUGAGCAAUAUCGGAUCUGGCAAAUAAGUUGUCUCGAAAGUCACCAAAACCAGAAGAGCGAUAGCAAGCCACAGUACAAUAAGAUGAAGCAGAGUGAAAGUAAUGACCAAAUUCCUGAUAUUGGGUCUGUAGAUUCCCAGCUUCGCUACUCCAGCAAUGAUGUGAUUCGCGGCGAAGUCGGAGGAUGCCAGCUUGGUCGGAAUAAACAAUCACAGCCUGUCGAUACCAACGCUGGUACGGGAAUUAUGAGAAAUAACUCGACUAGGCUUUCUAACCACAUAACUCCGACAUCUGAGAAGAAGGUACACGCAAAACGACCACAACGCGCACGAACAUAUGAAGGAGUAAUGCACAAUAACGAAAUCAUACCAAUAGGAUAUCCGGUCAUGGAUGACUUGACCAUCAGUUUAAGAGUCGAUAAGGGCAAUGCAAGUAUGCCCAAUCAGUUAAUUAGGCCUUCAAGAUCUACAUCUUCGAUGAGUGACCAUUUCAAUCAAUAA
Botrytis fragariae is the source of this 886-nucleotide messenger RNA. RefSeq lists its product as uncharacterized. The transcript is spliced from 3 exons. Lineage: Eukaryota; Fungi; Ascomycota; Leotiomycetes; Helotiales; Sclerotiniaceae. The coding region runs from base 101 to 886 and encodes 261 amino acids. The record is from RefSeq and is a predicted model, not a curated record.